AUGACGGAAACAGGACCACCGAAGAAAUCUUAUACUGGGGGCGAGGCUCUCGGUGCACAAACAAGCCUUCUCUCUAGGAGCGAUGAAGAGGCCUCUUUAGAUUUAGCUUCAGCCAUUGAGGUACCAAUGGCGACCGGGAAUUCCCACAAACUUACCUUCCUCGAUGGCUACUCGUUGCUCGUGAGUUUCCAGAUAGGCUCGGGAUUAUUCUCUUCCCCGUCGCAGAUAAACAACAAUGCAGCGUCCCCGGGUGCGGCAAUUCUUGUCUGGGCGGGUGCCGGUCUACUUGCGUGGGCAGGUGCGGCAUGUUUUGCAGAACUCGGAGCAGCAAUACCGGUCAAUGGUGGAAUGCAGGAGUAUCUCCAAUACAUCUACGGAGACUUCGCAGCACUGCUCGUAUCGUUCACUUGGAUCGCUGCAGUGAAACCAUGCUCCAUGGCCAUUCUUAGCCUUAUUUUCGCCGAAUAUUGGACCCGUGCGAUUUUUGGGGGUGGGGAGGACACUUUCUGGUUGGACAAGUCAUUGGCUAUCUUCGCGCUUGCCUCUCUCACUUUGUUCAACUCUGUCAGCACCAAGGCUUCGUCCAAUCUCAAUGGGACGUUUUCUUUCCUAAAACUUACGACGGUGGGGAUCAUCGCAAUGCUCGCUAUCCUCGCCAUGUUUACUGGAUUGAAUGCUGAAGGAGCCGGACCCAGUGUGGACUGGAAGACUCGAAAUUGGUUUGCGAAUAGACCCACAGAAGCGGAGGGCCACCGCGUUGACUGGGCUUUCUUGACAACAUGGGAAUCAAUGGGCUAUUAUUCCGCUGCGCUGUGGGCCGGUACUUGGGGAUAUGGUGGUUGGGAUAACGUCAACUUUGUCGCCGGUGAAAUGCGCAAUACGGCAAGAGAUCUGCCAAGAGCGAUGAAUUUGGCUUUACCAACUGUGAUAAGUUGCUUUCUUCUCACAAACCUGUGCUACUAUGUCAUCCUUCCGUGGGAUGUCAUCGGCGCAACAAAUACCAUUGCAGUGGCAGUAGGACUGAAGACCUUGGGCGCUGCCGGGGGUUUGAUGUUUGCAGUCUUGGUAUCCAUAGCCUGUGCUGGGUCGCUGAACGCAAACAUCUUUACAACCGGCAGACUCACAGCGUCCGCCGCAAACAAAGGCCACAUUCCAAGGUUCUGGGGAGUCCUAGGCUGGCGAUAUUCGUCGGAAGAGGGCACAUCCGCGACGCCCACGUAUGGCACUCUCGACAGUCCUCCAGAAUCCCUUCAAAAACCCCCAACAAAUGCUACCUGGAGAACUCCUCUCCGAGCAAUGAUCCUAAACUCCCUUCUAUGUUGCACAUACAUCCUCCUCGGAGACUUUAGCUCCCUCGUAACAUUCAUUGGGAUAACCGAAUACUCAUCCUAUCUAGCGACAAUAUCCGGCUUGAUUUAUCUGCGCUACACCCAACCCGAUCUGAGCAGGGCUUAUAGACCACCAAUGUGGACGCCGGUUUCGUUCCUUAUCGUUUGUUUCCUCCUGGUGCUUCGCGGGAUGAUAUUCGCGCCGGCCCAGACGGGGAUUCUGGCGGUGUAUAUCUCCCUAAUUAGCAUUUACUACAAGUAUUGGUGGAAGGGAAGGCAGGGGGUGAGGAUUUGAUCGGGUUUGUAAUAGUACAGUACAUAGAUAGUUACGGUAGACAGAAAUUGCCAUUAUUGUAUCUUUGGAUGCGGCGGGGGGGGGGGGGGGAAGUGAUGGGACUGCAUGUAAUAAUUAACACAUCCUUUUCUCUCCAUCA
Molecule: messenger RNA, 1762 nt
Organism: Tuber melanosporum (Perigord truffle)
Lineage: Eukaryota; Fungi; Ascomycota; Pezizomycetes; Pezizales; Tuberaceae
Exons: 4
Coding region: 1-1623 (540 amino acids)
Biological process (GO): amino acid transmembrane transport
Cellular component (GO): membrane
Molecular function (GO): L-amino acid transmembrane transporter activity
Source: RefSeq, a predicted model, not a curated record